GAAGCCAAACCCCCAAUUAAAAUAUCUCAUUUGAACAUUUCCAUUUGAAUUUCUGUAACAGAAUGGGGAAACGAUUGCGUGUAUCCAAAUCGAUUUGCAGCUGUGCAUCUCCUCGCUUCUCUUCCGCGCCGAUUGCUUCUUUCUCACGGCAUGACAUGGAUAUAUGGACGGAAAUCGCCAAGUAUUUGGAUGGGAAGUCGUUGAUGAUGCUGGCAGCAACCAACAAAUGGUUCUUUAGCACUUUAAUGGACGAUAGUAUUUGGAAAUUUGCUUGUUUGCGUGAUCUUCAGGUCCCUGAUUCCCCUGAAGUGAGAUUUAAAUGGUCCAAGCUCUAUGCAUCAGCUUUUGGUGGAAGUCAUUCUUAUUCCUUCCGUCAGAAGGAGAAGCAUAUUGAUUGGAUGAGAAUUGGUGCAUUUUCCUUCGACUCGCCAGAUGCAUUCCUCAUGGAGAAUCUUAUCUGCCCUCCAAAGCUUCCAACAGAAGAUACCGUGCAGAAGAUGCUGGACUCUGACGGGUCUUGUAUAUUGCACAACAUCAAAACUGGAAUAUGGAUAGCAGAUUUACAGCUUGUUCGGUGCCCUGUAUGUGACCUGAACACAUGUGAUGGAACAAUGCAGGUACUGGAUGCCAGACACUUGGAGCUCUUCCUCAAUGACGGGUUCGUAAAUGGAAGCUGGGGGUACGAGCUGGUAGGAUCUCAUGACAUCAAAAGACAUGUAAACAGUGCAUCUGGUGGCAUUUUGGACGUCAAACACUUUAAGAGUCCAUACACAGCUGACCUGUUCAAUCUCAAGUCAUGGGUGGGGAAGUCCAAUGAUUGGCAACCGAAAGCUAUGGUGACUUACAAUGCAGUCGCUAUCAACACAAAUCUACAAGAUAAUGAUGGCCUUCAUAUUAAAUACCAUGUCAUGAUGUCUGGAGACACUGGUGAAGUUGUGGCAAUCCGUAUAUCCCAACAACUACUCUGAAUAACAAUGGCAAAAUUUCCAUCCGUGUUGCUCGUAUGUAAAGGUCAGUAUAGCUUCUCGUCAUGAACCUUGAUAGUCAGUAGCAUAUGUAAUAAACAGACAUUCGCAUACAUAACACCCCCACCCCCACACAAAGAGUAUAAAAAAAGGAUUUUGAAAAAUUAAUAAUGAGUUGGAUACUUACAGGACACCAAGUAGUUUCUGGUAAAGUGAUAAAGUUUUUGUAGACAGUGAGUGGUAUAGACCUUGAGGAUUUUGUAAAUCAUUAUGCAAAGAUUAUGGUUCAUUUUUAACA
Helianthus annuus (common sunflower) is the source of this 1263-nucleotide messenger RNA. Its product is annotated as probable F-box protein At3g61730. The record is from RefSeq and is a predicted model, not a curated record. Gene Ontology annotation, biological process: reproductive system development. NCBI's taxonomy places the organism in Eukaryota, Viridiplantae, Streptophyta, Magnoliopsida, Asterales, Asteraceae. The transcript has 8 exons. Bases 63 to 968 code for a protein of 301 amino acids. Gene Ontology annotation, cellular component: nucleus. Gene Ontology annotation, molecular function: protein binding.